Molecule: messenger RNA, 4658 nt
Organism: Nomascus leucogenys (northern white-cheeked gibbon)
Lineage: Eukaryota; Metazoa; Chordata; Mammalia; Primates; Hylobatidae
Gene: PPP2R2B
Product: protein phosphatase 2 regulatory subunit Bbeta
Exons: 10
Coding region: 734-2485 (583 amino acids)
Biological process (GO): peptidyl-serine dephosphorylation
Cellular component (GO): cytosol; protein phosphatase type 2A complex
Molecular function (GO): protein phosphatase regulator activity; protein binding
Source: RefSeq, a predicted model, not a curated record
GACAGGUCUCUUUUCUGUAUUAAUUGGAUUCCUGAAAUUCCCCCAGGGUAGCAGUGGCUCUCUGUGGGCACAGGGCUCUUAUGCUUAUGUUCCUGUGCUUCAGUGUACCUUCCAUGCUGACAGCAAAUAGAAGGUGUUCCUGCUCAAGCAAAACCUAACGGAGGGGCUGCAAUAGUUUGUCCAAAACAAAGUGCAAAGGGCAAGGGAGAGUGGACUUUUUCAGACUGACCCUGUUUACUAGUCUCCUGCUUUCCUCCACCUGUGUAGACACAGAUGCUUUAUUGAACACCAGCCUCCUACAGUUAGAAGCUAUUUUGACUCUUAGGAAUGGGGGAACCAGUUGCAAAGUUCUGGCCCCUGCUCUCCCUCCUAUUCCUAGUAGAGGGCUUAAGAUAGGCUCUGAGCGGCACUUCCCACUCUCUCCUUUUUCUAAAGCUUCGAGCCCCAAACCUCGCCCUUUAAAUUCACCAAGGGACCACAUGCAUCACGUAAGGGUGAGGAAAAGGAACCUGGAUGUAGACUUCCUGACUAUCCAAAGGAACCUACUUCUCUUUGCUGUCCUCAAGCGCAGGUGUCCGGAGAAAGGCAGUGAGCUAGGGGCUCUGGAUGCUAGCGUAGACACGGCCCUUAGCUGAGUGGCGCGAGAGGGGAGGAGGUUGGAAGAGCGCGUCUAUGCGUUCCACCUGAACCUGCAAGCUAGUCGCUUGCUGCCCAGGUGCCGAUUCGCGGCUGCAUGCGCCCCACUGCAGCAAAGAGCAGCCGCAGCCUCUGCCUCGGCCACCACCGCUGCUGGGAAAGAGUCCUGGGGCUGCUGACGCGGUUGGGAGGAGCCUCGCCUUUAAUGCACCAGCCGCCUCCAGCCUCCUGCAGCAGCAGCAGCAGCAGCAGCAGCUGCGAGUGCGCGCGUGUGGGUGUGAGGGUGAGUGCGCUGGCGCCAGCCGCAGCGCCCUGCCCAGCUCCCUGCCAGCUUCCCUACCCCCGCCUGCCGAAGCCGCCCUCCCGUGGGACCAGCACCCUCAUUCCGGCCAGGCUCGGACCAUGGUGCAGUCCCACUGGCUCCCCUGCCCCCCUCUCCUGUGAGACUGGCUGCGGGGAGGGAUCAUGGAUACUUGUCUGCCGGCUUCUGGUUCCCACGCAAGUAAGCCUGCUGUCAAUGGAGGAGGACAUUGAUACCCGCAAAAUCAACAACAGUUUCCUGCGCGACCACAGCUAUGCGACCGAAGCUGACAUUAUCUCUACGGUAGAAUUCAACCACACGGGAGAAUUACUAGCGACAGGGGACAAGGGGGGUCGGGUUGUAAUAUUUCAACGAGAGCAGGAGAGUAAAAAUCAGGUUCAUCGUAGGGGUGAAUACAAUGUUUACAGCACAUUCCAGAGCCAUGAACCCGAGUUCGAUUACCUGAAGAGUUUAGAAAUAGAAGAAAAAAUCAAUAAAAUAAGAUGGCUCCCCCAGCAGAAUGCAGCUUACUUUCUUCUGUCUACUAAUGAUAAAACUGUGAAGCUGUGGAAGGUCAGCGAGCGUGACAAGAGGCCAGAAGGCUACAAUCUGAAAGAUGAGGAGGGCCGGCUCCGGGAUCCUGCCACCAUCACAACCCUGCGGGUGCCUGUCCUGAGACCCAUGGACCUGAUGGUGGAGGCCACCCCACGAAGAGUAUUUGCCAACGCACACACAUAUCACAUCAACUCCAUAUCCGUCAACAGCGACUAUGAAACCUACAUGUCCGCUGAUGACCUGAGGAUUAACCUAUGGAACUUUGAAAUAACCAAUCAAAGUUUUAAUAUCGUGGACAUUAAGCCAGCCAACAUGGAGGAGCUCACCGAGGUGAUCACAGCAGCCGAGUUCCACCCCCAUCAUUGCAACACCUUCGUGUAUAGCAGCAGCAAAGGGACAAUCCGGCUGUGUGACAUGCGGGCAUCUGCCCUGUGUGACAGGCACACCAAAUUUUUUGAAGAGCCGGAAGAUCCAAGCAACAGAUCAUUUUUCUCUGAAAUUAUCUCUUCGAUUUCGGAUGUGAAGUUCAGCCACAGUGGGAGGUAUAUCAUGACCAGGGACUAUUUGACCGUUAAAGUCUGGGAUCUCAACAUGGAAAACCGCCCCAUCGAGACUUACCAGGUUCAUGACUACCUCCGCAGCAAGCUGUGUUCCCUCUAUGAAAAUGACUGCAUUUUUGAUAAAUUUGAGUGUGUGUGGAAUGGGUCAGACAGUGUCAUCAUGACGGGCUCCUACAACAACUUCUUCAGGAUGUUCGACAGAAACACCAAGCGUGAUGUGACCCUUGAGGCUUCGAGGGAAAACAGCAAGCCCCGGGCUAUCCUCAAACCCCGAAAAGUGUGUGUGGGGGGCAAGCGGAGAAAAGACGAGAUCAGUGUCGACAGUCUGGACUUUAGCAAAAAGAUCUUGCAUACAGCUUGGCAUCCUUCAGAAAAUAUUAUAGCAGUGGCGGCUACAAAUAACCUAUAUAUAUUCCAGGACAAGGUUAACUAGGUGGACAAGUUAUUACUUAAUAAUCUCACAUACUGAAUACUAGUCAAACAAGUUUUUAAAUGUUUCUUUGGGUCUUCAUUUGAUGCAUUGACUUUAAUUUCUCUAUGCAGGAAAUGAUUGGAAUAGAAUUAAAAGGAGUCCAACAUUCCCAGCUCCCCAGUUCUAAGAAACUUUUGUCAAACCCAAUAGGUUUGGGACACUUCUGUUUAGAAUUGAAAGCUGCCAGCUAACAGUAAUUUUUCCAUAGUUGACUUGAACUUCUGAUGCUUUUAUUGCCCAGUUUUCUCUGGUGGGUCCAGUGUUUUGUUCCUAGGUGUCUGCUGCGAUAAAAUGAGGUUGUCUGUAGUAUUUAAGGAGAAAAGAGAUAAGUUUUUUUUAAUUAAGCAAUUCCAUUUGAUUGAAAAAAAAAUCAACAAAAAAUAAACACCGUUUACUCUUAGACAGAUUCUUCUUGUUUUGUGAAAAACCAGAACUAGUCAGUAUCUCCUGCCCCUCCACCAUUUUUUUCCAGUUUCCAUUUUCCUUUGAACAAUUUCAUUUAAGCCAGAGAUUUAUUGCACGAAGCUGAGAAGAGGAUGCAGAAUGACAAGGAAAGGGCACAUCAACCCUGCUAUGCUCUUUUUUUGUAAGCUCCAUAGAAACAGCCUGAGAAUUUGGCUAGGGAACUUGAAUGCUUCAGGGGACAGAAAGAGAGCACUUUCGACACAGUGCUUCCCAGAGUGAGCUUGGCAGGGCCAGGCGGGGCCAAAUUCCAUCUGCUGCCUUGUUACUCUUGCUUUUUGUGCUCUUAAAUGGCUCCAUAUAAUCCUCUACUUACAUGUUCCUUGGCUUUUUUCUCUUCAACCUUUUCCAGCUUAUUUAUUCCAUUGACUUCUAAAGGCCGAGUCCUGGGUGCUUAUUAUCUUGUGUUCUAAAUGAAGCAGUAAGUUGGAAGCAGUGCCACCACCCCUGAGUGCCUGAGAAAGGCUGGUCUGUUCUUUUUGGGUGUUUCUCCCAAGCAGCGCCCUCCCCUCCUCCUGGUUUUGGUAACCAAAAGUAACAAUCCAUCAACCUCCAUUGUACCUAGAACAAAAAUAGCCAAUAAAAAUGCUGAGUUGUAAAGUCCAAUCAGGCACUUCUAACUCACCCCAAGCUCGCCAUCUGGAAAAACAGACCAUAAGGCUCUCUUCUACAGAAAUGAACUGUGGGGAAAUCAAGCAGCUGUGACAUUAAGUGAAUGAAGUCCACUUGAAGCUGUGGAAGAUGGUUCAUCCUUUUCCCCAGUUGAGGAUCCAGAUUUAUAACUUCUAGAAAGCCAUUUCCAGAAGGUUCUAUGUGGCACACCCCUAGGAAAAGCACUAAAUGCGUGCAAAGGAUUUAUAAACGUAGGAGAGUAGAUGGGGUGGAGUCCAGAAAGCUGGAUCUGGGUUAAUAUCUCUACACCUGUCUUGAUGACUCAUUUCUCCUAACUUCCACUUAGUGCAGGGUAAAUGGUUUGAGAUGAGGGUUUUUCAAUGAAAGGGAAAUUUUCUUUCAGUUUAUAGAUUUAUUAGAAGUCCUGACUUUCAAGUGUAAUUUGCUUUGGAGGAGGAGAAAAUAGUGAAAGAAUCAUAUUAUCUCAAUUCUAAGCUCCUAUCCAUUUACUAAUAGCUUUUUGGCAAGGAAAUAACUGUCACCUUAGGUAAAAACAGUUUUGUUAGAUGCAGCCCAAUUUCGGGAACAUUAAAAUGUGAAAAAGUACAUCUCAGAAUUGAGGGAGCAUGGGAAUAAAGACGAGACUUUCUCAGUAUUUCUCAUUUUUCCUGCAAGGAAAGCCUCUCCUUAGGCAUCUCAAGUAAAGUGGCUAGGGUGGAAACUCUCUGGGCAAGAUUUCUGGCCUGACUGGGACAGCGUUCUUGAAGGAGACAUGAGAGAGUCAGAAACUUCUGCCAGUUAUAGAGAAUGAUGAUAUUGCAGAAGGCCACUGGUUUAUUGGCCUACAUUUACCACCAACUUCCUUUAUGGCCUUUUCUCCACUUCUCCAGACUCAGCUCCUCUGUCUGUACCAGGUCGGGGGUUGGCACCAAUCAUUGUAUCCCAAACUUAAGAAUCAACCCACAUUUGUACUAUUAUUCAUGUAACAUUUUUUUAAGUCACCUUUUCUUAAAAGCAAGACUUAGCUUUCUCCAAAGAAAUGCUAUGCAUGAAAUUUCAA